CGGAACUCAGGGGCAAAAUCGUCUGAACAUGUCUGCGUCGUCAUCAUCAUUUUUCAGGACUCGCCUCUCUCUCUCUCUCUCUCUCUCUGUCUCUGUUUCUCCAGCAGAUUCGAAUUUAAGUUUGCUCUCAGUAUCCUCCGAUCGUAGCUCAAUUAUUUUCCGGUGACCUACUUCCGAUUUUUGCUCUCGCACUUCAACCCGGAGCUUUUGACGAAACAUCACGAUGUCAUCUCCAAAACCGAAUCCUGUGAGGGACACACUAGGAGGUGCUGAUGCCAAGAACUUACAAAUUCAGUUACCCAUGGACGAUACUUUAGGUCAAACCAUAGUUGGAAGGUUACUACAGCAGUGUUCACAGACCCAUAAGUUCUGGGAGACUCAACCUGUUGCGCAGCUUAAGGAUAUCAAGGACACUAGUUUGCCUGAAGGCCCAAUAGAGCCUCCAACUUUGGUGUCUAAGGUCAAGCAAGAGCCGUAUAACCUUCCUGGUCAAUUCGAAUGGACCACCUGCGAUUUGAACUCUGAUGAUGUGUGUUCAGAGGUUUACAGCUUUUUCAAAGAAAACUAUUCUGAAUUAGCGUUCAAGGCUGAGUACUCCGUUGAGUUUCUGAGGUGGGCAUUGUGUCCACCUGGUUAUUACCAGAGCUGGCAUGUUGGAGUUCGUGUCAAGACCUCUAAGAAACUAGUUGCUUUCAUCGGUGGCGCGCCAGGGAGAAUCAGGGUGCGUGAUGAGGUUAUUAAAAUGGCAAAGAUCAAUUUCUUGUGUGUUCACAAGAAGCUCAGGUCUAAGGGACUUGCUCCUGUCAUGAUCAAGGAGGUGACUAGAAGGGUUCACUUGCAGAAUAUAUGGCAAGCUGCUUAUACCUCACGUGAUAUACUUUCUACACCAGUGUCCACCUGCCAAUACUGGGGCAGAAUGUUGAACCCGAAGAAGCUACGCGAUGUUGGGUUAACACUGUUUACUGAAAGAAUGUCAAUGAGCAUGACCAUCAAAUUUUUCAAUUUACCAGAUGCACCGAUCACUCCUGGAUUUAGGGAAAUGGAACGACGUGAUGUCCCAGCUGUUACGGAGUUGUUCAGGAACUACCUUUGCCAGUUUGGGGUUGCGGCUGACUUUGAUGAAAACGAUGUCAAGCACUGGCUUCUCCCACGGGAAAAUGUCAUCUACAGUUACUUAGUAGUAAGCCCUGAAACUCAUGAGGUCACUGACUUCUGCAGCUUCUACGCUUUCCCUGUACUUAUCCCUGGUAACCGGAAGUACACAACAGUGAAAUAUGCUUAUUCUUACUACAAUAUAGCGACAGUGACGUUGUUUCCCUAGUUGAUGAAUGAUGCACUAAUCGUCUCUAAGCAAAAAGGUUGUGAUGUGUUCUACGCGUCGGAUGGGAUGCACAAUGUGGGUUUCUUGAAAGAGUUGAGGUUUAGUCCACGAACUGUACUGAAGCACUACUAUCUCUAUAAUUACCGUUUGAGAAGUGCACUGAAGCCAUCAGAACUUGGGCUUGUUCUCUAGUAAACUCCUACAGCUCCCAAAUGUGAACAACCGAUGAUCAUUAAACCAAUGUGUAGCCGAAGUUUGCUCUUCCUAGAUAUCAUUUGGAAGUAAUACAAACAAAAGAGGAAAGUUUAAAGUCAUAAUAACGUUACUGUUUUUCCCUACAAACAGAACCACAGUACAAGCCAUGACCUCAGCUUGUAUCUAUAAUAUGGAGCGAAACAUUAAAAUCUUACAGGGAUCUGAGCACACAUAUGUUAGUC
Messenger RNA from Camelina sativa (false flax), 1758 nucleotides. The record is from RefSeq and is a predicted model, not a curated record. Lineage: Eukaryota; Viridiplantae; Streptophyta; Magnoliopsida; Brassicales; Brassicaceae.